Molecule: messenger RNA, 1143 nt
Organism: Cladophialophora psammophila CBS 110553
Lineage: Eukaryota; Fungi; Ascomycota; Eurotiomycetes; Chaetothyriales; Herpotrichiellaceae
Exons: 1
Coding region: 1-1143 (380 amino acids)
Biological process (GO): butanediol biosynthetic process
Cellular component (GO): cytoplasm
Molecular function (GO): zinc ion binding; (R,R)-butanediol dehydrogenase activity
Source: RefSeq, a predicted model, not a curated record
AUGUCGUCCUUCACUGCCCUACGCUUCCACGGCCAGUCAGAUAUUCGGCUUGAACAAGUCCCUUCUCUGCCAUGUGGUCCGGACGAGAUUCGCAUCCGCCCCGGCUUCUGCGGGAUAUGUGGCACCGAUCUGAAAGAAUUCACCUCUGGUCCCAUCCUGUGUCCACAGCCUGGCUCAUCACACGAACAGACUGGUGCUCGACUCCCUGUCAUCCUCGGACAUGAGUUCUCGGGCACAGUGGCUGAACUCGGCUCCAGCAUCUCCAAUGUCAAAGUUGGAGAUCGUGUCGCUGUAAUGCCUAAUCUGGGAGAUGCACAAUUUGGACUGUCCAAGUGUGCGAUGUGCGAGAUUGGCAAGAUCAAUCUGUGCACCAAGACUGCCUAUUACGGUCUUGACGCUUUGAGUGGAGGUUUCUCUGAAGAAGCAGUCAUCAAGGCUGCCAAUGUAUUCACUCUACCUGCCUCUGUGCCUCUAGAUCUAGGUGCAUUGGUUGAGCCUCUGUCAGUGGCGUGGCACAUGGUCCGCAUAUCGGGAUUCCAAGCAGGGCAAGACGCGCUGGUUCAAGGGGCAGGUCCCAUAGGACUUAGCCUCCUCCUCGUCCUCAAAGUCGUUGGUGCGAGACACGUUGUGGUGAGCGAAGUCCUCAAGAAACGAGCAGUUCGGGCUCAAGAGUUCGGCGCCGAUGCCGUCAUUGAUCCCACGUUGUCUAGUUCUAGUGACAAGAAUGGCGACCCUAACCCCGUGGUGGCAGCAUGUCGCCAACUGACCCCAGGAAACCUCGGCGUACACGUCGCCUUCGACGCCUCGGGGCUGCAGUCGACCCUCAACACCGCCAUCGCGGCAACCCGACCAGGCGGAACGAUGUUCAAUGUGGCGAUCCACAGCAAACCGCUCCAGAUCAACCCGAAUGACCUCGUGGUCUUGGAGAAGAGAUACAUAGGCGGCAUAGGUUACACUGCGGACGAUUUUCGAGCUGUGAUCUCAGCGCUGGACAAGAACGCGGACUUUGCGGGCAACGCGAAGAAGAUGAUUUCGGGGAUCGUGCCGCUUGAGGACGUGGUCGAGAAGGCCUUCAAGGGCUUGUUGGAGAAUAAAGAGGACCAUGUCAAGAUCUUGGUCCAGGGAAGCCAGAGUCAGAGCUGA